Messenger RNA from Quercus lobata, 693 nucleotides. RefSeq names its product cytosolic sulfotransferase 16-like. The record is from RefSeq and is a predicted model, not a curated record. Gene Ontology annotation, molecular function: sulfotransferase activity. The transcript has a single exon. Bases 1 to 693 code for a protein of 230 amino acids. Lineage: Eukaryota; Viridiplantae; Streptophyta; Magnoliopsida; Fagales; Fagaceae.
AUGGAAUCCUCUCUCUUGAAAAUGAAUCAUUGCCCAAAAAGUAACGAGGAAGAAGACUAUAAGUCUGAUCCAAAAUCCCUCACAUACAAGGAAAUCAUUUCAACCCUCCCAAGAAGAAAGGGUUAUAAUUGGGUAGCUUAUUUGUACCAGUACAAAGGUUUUUGGUAUGGUCCAUACCACUUAGAUGGAAUCUUGUCAACUCAAGACCAUUUCAAGUCUCAGCCGAAUGAAGUGAUCAUUAGUAGUGUUCCCAAAUCUGGCACAACUUGGCUUAAGUCCCUAAAUUUUGCCAUUAUGACACGAUCCUGUUACAAUGAGUCUACCAGUCCUUUACUCACCCAGCAGUCACAUGAUCUGUUACCCUUCUUUGAGCUUGAAAUUCUCUCAAACCCUCCAAAUUUUAAUGUAGACAUACCACUUGUGGCUACACAUAUUCCCUACACUUCUUUACCAAAAUCCAUUAUGAAUUCUAGUUGCAAAAUUGUUUACAUAUGCAGGGAUCCAAAGGAUGUAUUUGAUUCUCUAUGGCACUAUUCUUGCAAGGUCAGUCACAAGGAUGCAGAACCUUCUAUCAUGGAAGAUCUUGAUUUGGGGAAGGGGUUUGAGUUCCUUUGUGAAGGAGAAUCUGUUUGUGGACCAUAUUGGGAUCAUGUAUUAGGAUAUUGGAGAGCAAAUCUAGAAUCACCUAAGUGA